Molecule: messenger RNA, 507 nt
Organism: Neurospora tetraspora
Lineage: Eukaryota; Fungi; Ascomycota; Sordariomycetes; Sordariales; Sordariaceae
Exons: 2
Coding region: 1-507 (168 amino acids)
Source: RefSeq, a predicted model, not a curated record
AUGGGUACUAGCAGAGUGUCUAUGCCGACCCCUGGAGGUGGUUAUGCCUCUACCCCUGAAGAGUCAGUCUAUCCUGACAUUUGGGGCGAGGACAACAAUCCCUCCAACGGCGACAAUGCCGUUUUCUCAGAUUGGUCAGGCGACGGCAUUUAUUCCUACGCAAACUCUUAUUCCGGUCUCUAUGGCUACACCGGUCAUGCCCAGGGCCACCUGAGCAUCUUCAACAAUGGCAGCUCCAUCGCCAGUGGCAGCUCCGUCGCCAAAGCCAGCUCCGUCGCCAAAGCAAGCCCCAUCGCCAAAGGCAGCCCCAACCCCAAAGGCAGCCCCAUCGCCAAUUCUACUGCCAAUCCCUUCGAUCCUCCGGCCGGUAACGUUCCUGUCCCCGUUGAUCAGGCUGGAGAUGAAACCGACCAUGCCAACCGCGCGGAGGUCGCCGGUCCGGCCCAUAAGGGGCGCCCUCCCAUCAUCAUCAAGUCGAAGUGCGAAGUUUGUAAGGCACCCGCCUAG